Messenger RNA from Mercenaria mercenaria, 1423 nucleotides. RefSeq names its product threonylcarbamoyl-AMP synthase-like. Lineage: Eukaryota; Metazoa; Mollusca; Bivalvia; Venerida; Veneridae. Gene Ontology annotation, biological process: regulation of translational fidelity. The coding region runs from base 87 to 833 and encodes 248 amino acids. Gene Ontology annotation, cellular component: cytoplasm. Gene Ontology annotation, molecular function: nucleotidyltransferase activity; tRNA binding; double-stranded RNA binding. The record is from RefSeq and is a predicted model, not a curated record. The transcript has 5 exons.
CAACUUUCAAAUCAAUAAAAAUGGCCGCGCCCAUCUGAUGCAAUGCUUUGAAAGUUAGCUCCGCUUAUACCUUAUUGUAGAGAUAAAUGCCGAGAUUGAUUGCACGUGUGUCAACUGCCAUUAGAUUUUUCCAACAUUUUCAGGUCAUACGAAGGAGGAACAUGAAUCUCACAUGUGAAAAAGUCGUCAAACUGGGUGAAAACGGUAACCAGAAACCAGUAGAGCUUGCAGCAGAAAGCCUGUUAAAUGGACAUAUUAUUGCUGUACCAACAGACACUAUAUAUGGGAUAGCUGGUCUAGCCCAGAAUUCUGAUGCUAUCGGCAGGAUAUACAACAUCAAGAGACGAGAUCUCAGGAACCCCAUUGCUAUCAGUGUAGGCACUGUACAGGACUUUUACAAAUGGAGUAAGGUUGUUGUGCCAGCGGAACUGCUGGAGGACCUGUUGCCUGGACCAGUGACUGUAGUCCUGCAGCGGUCCGAUCAGCUCAACCCAGAUCUUAAUCCUGGAACAGACCUUGUAGGCAUCCGCAUACCUAAUCAUCCUUUCAUCAUUAACCUGGCUCAGAAAUGCGGGGGACCAAUAGCUUUGACAAGUGCCAACAUAUCAUCUACAAAAAGUACUCUAAACGUUCAGGAAUUCCAUGAAUUGUGGCCUCAAUUGGACCUUAUAUGUGAUGGUGGCCAAUUAGGGGACACAGAAUUUUCUAGACGAGGGUCCACAGUUGUUGAUCUUUCAGUCAGAGGAAAAUACAAAAUAAUCAGGGACGGAAGUGCAAAGAAAGAGACAGUAGAGCUGCUAGAAGAAAAGUACAGUCUUGUGGAACAGACUUGAUGAUGGAAACACAUAGAAACACUCAAAUAUUAUCUGUGAUACUCAGGCAGUCUUAGGAUAGUGCAAAACCAACAUGACAUAUUGAGGGAACAUUAUGGGUCUACUGGGGGAACAUCAUGGGUCUUUUAACAUGUAACAGUCUAUCACCUUAUAUAUUGUUUUAAGCACACAUAUAAAUGUAAAACGUUAGACAGUUGUGUUAUGCACAAGAUAAGUUUUGAACGUUGAAGCCUCUACCACAGCUCUUUUUCAAGAAGUCUUUUUCUGGAAGUUAGACAUUCACUUGAGUGAGAGAGCAUUUAAUUUUUUGGCUGCACAGAAUGGUGGUUACUAUACUAUUUAUUGUUAUGAGGUAAUGUGACAAUGGAGACUUUUUAAUUACACCACUGUAAUAAUUCUACAUUUCAACCAUUCACAAGUUCUUCAUUAGUGAUACAUGAUAAAAUGAAGCAAAAUCAUUCACUGAAAUGAUAAGAAAUGGUGUUGUUUUUUGUCACCUUACUAAAUAUUCUAAAAAUAGAAUAAUAUACAUGUAGUAAGAUGUUUGUAUAUAAGUAACAGAAAAGAAUUUUAAUACAAAAUAUCUGGAC